AUGCCUUCUCCUCCUCCUGACUGGGUCAAGGCCCUCACCCCCGCGGGCCCUCAGGGUUCCGAGCUGCUCGCGCAAGAGCGCGCCCAAUCCAAUAUCAAUGUCGACAAGCUUUCCGAAUUGCUACACACAAAGGAGUUCCUGCAGCGUCAAGAUCAGCUGGUGAAGCUCCUCCAGCCCGAGAAGGUCUUUGACAAGUCCCAGAACCACACUCUCGGUCGUGUCGAGCGUCUUCAACGGUCGCUGGCCAAGGCCAAGCGCCUGCAACAGCUGGCUGAGAAGCACCAAUGGUCCAUGGAGGAGCUCCACGCUGCCAAUGAGCUAAUUGGUGAACCUACUCCCUAUGGCCUGCACGCCAGCAUGUUCCUGGUCACUCUCCGUGAACAAGGUAGCCCCGAACAACACAAGCUCUUCCUCGAGCGUGCCGCCAAAUACGAGAUCAUUGGUUGCUACGCCCAAACCGAACUUGGUCACGGCUCCAACGUCCGUGGUCUCGAGACCACCGCCACCUGGAACCCCGACAAGAAGACUUUCACAAUUCACUCCCCUACCCUCACUGCUUCCAAGUGGUGGAUCGGGUCCCUCGGUCGCACUGCCAACCAUGCCGUUGUGAUGGCCCAGCUAUUCAUUGGCGGAAAGAACUUCGGUCCUCAUCCUUUCGUGGUGCAGGUCCGUGACCUGGAGACUCACCAGCCUCUGGAGAAUGUCUACGUUGGCGACAUUGGUCCCAAGUUUGGCUACAACACUAUGGACAACGGCUUCCUUCUCUUCAACAACGUCGAGAUCCCCCACAUUAACAUUACAUCCGCCCUGCCCUCCCCUACCCUCGUCUACGGCACUCUCACCUGGGUGCGAUCCAACAUUGUCCUGCAGUCCGGUGGUGUCCUGGCUCGCGGUGUGACCAUUGCUACUCGUUACGCCGCUGUGCGUAGACAGUUCCAGGACCGCGAUGCGGACGUCAACGCCGGAGAGAACCAGGUUCUCAACUACAAGAUGGUGCAGGUCCGUCUUCUGCCGCUUUUGGCCUCCAUGUACGCCCUUCACUUUACCGGUCGCGGUAUGAUGCGUCUGUAUCAAGAGAACCAGCAGCGCAUGAAGGCUGCCGCUUCCCCUGGCCAGGAUUCGCGUGGCGCUGGCCCCGAGGAGCUCCGCGCUGGUGCCGACCUUCUGGCUGAUCUGCACGCUACUUCCUGCGGUCUGAAGGCGCUUGCCAGUACCACCGCUGGUGAAGGUCUUGAGGUCUGCCGCCGUGCCUGUGGUGGUCACGGUUACAGCAGCUACAGCGGUAUCGGCUCAUAUUACGCUGACUACCUUCCUACUCUGACCUGGGAGGGUGACAACUACAUGCUCACCCAGCAGGUCGCCCGUUACCUGCUCAAGUCUGCUCGCGCCGUUCUUUCCGGCAAGUCUGCUGAUAACGACACUUCCCGCAUCCUCCGCAACUACCUUGACCGCCGCGAGAAGGGUGCCUCUUUCGAUAUCCUCGAGAAUGAUGCUGAUAUCGUGGAGGCCUUCGCUUGGCGCACUGCCCACCUCACCUUUGAGGCUCUGAAGCACCGCGAUGCUGAGAAGCGCUCGUGGAACAGCCUGCUGGUCGAUUUCUGGCGUCUUUCCACCGCUCACUCCCAGUACCUGGUUGUGAGGAACUUCUACGAGGCUGUCUCCUCUCCCAACCUGUCGCAGGCCAUCGACUCCGACUCCAAGACCAUCAUGCACUCUCUCUUCCGCCUCUACGCCCUUCACACUCUCGAGCGCGAAGCCGCUGAGUUCUUCUCCUCCGGUGCCGUCACUGUGCGCCAGAUCACCCUCACCCGCACCGUUGCCGUCAUGAAGCUGCUCGACGAGAUCCGUCCCCACGCCAUCCGUCUUGUUGAUGCCUGGGCCAUCCCCGACUGGCAACUCGACAGCAGUCUGGGCCGAUCUGACGGCAAGGUUUACGAGGACCUCUUCCACCGUGCCAGCCAAGAGAACCCCGUUAACGACCUGACGUUCGACCCCUACCCUUGGAAUGAGAAUGUUCUCAAGAACCAGCCUGGAAAGAGCAAGCUCUAA
Penicillium cosmopolitanum is the source of this 2049-nucleotide messenger RNA. RefSeq lists its product as uncharacterized. NCBI's taxonomy places the organism in Eukaryota, Fungi, Ascomycota, Eurotiomycetes, Eurotiales, Aspergillaceae. The coding region runs from base 1 to 2049 and encodes 682 amino acids. Gene Ontology annotation, biological process: fatty acid beta-oxidation using acyl-CoA oxidase; lipid homeostasis. Gene Ontology annotation, molecular function: acyl-CoA oxidase activity; FAD binding; fatty acid binding. Gene Ontology annotation, cellular component: peroxisome. The record is from RefSeq and is a predicted model, not a curated record. The transcript has 4 exons.